AGUUUCUUGCAAGGCAUCAUUACAUGCAAACCCUCUCUCUCCCUUUUCUUCUAGUCAAACAUAAAUCUCCUUCUACUUAUAAAUAGACAUCAUUUUCCUCCCUAAGAGAGAUAAAGAGACAGAAGAUUGAACAAUAAUGGAGAUUAAAGUAGAGAACGAGGAAUCUAGGCACAUCGAUGAACAAACGCAGCCCCUUUUAGAAGAGAACAAAUUUGUAUUAUGUGCUGAAGAACAGACCCCGAUACAGAAGGCCAUAAACCAAACGUUCAGAAGCACUGCUCAGUUAGCCAAUCUCCUCCCUACAGGUUCUGUUCUUGCAUUCCAACUUCUAGCACCAAUUUUCACAAACCAAGGUCAGUGUGAUGUAGUCAGCCAGACAAUGACAGCGUCUCUUCUGAUCCUCUGUGGACUCUCGUGUUUCUUCUUAUGUUUCACUGAUAGCUUUAGGGCUCAAAACGAUAAGGUACUUUACGGGGUUGCAACUUUUCGAGGAUUGUACAUUAUUGAUGGCUCUUGCUGCAUGAUGCCUGAAGUGGCAGCACGAUACCGUUUAAGGUUUAUGGAUUUCGUGCAUGCUUUCAUGUCUGUUCUGGUAUUCGGAGCUGUUGCCUUGUUUGAUCAGAAUGUUGUGAAGUGCUUCUACCCAACACCAUCAGAUGAAGUCAAGGAGCUCCUUACGAACUUACCAGUCGGUAUUGGUGUCCUUUGCAGUAUGAUGUUUGUUGCAUUCCCUACCGAACGCCACGGGAUCGGCUUUCCCCUCUCUGCUAAGUAACUUCUGUUUUAUUGGUACACCUAAUUCAUUCAUAUGUAAACCUGACGAGGUUCAUUAGGAAUCAGUGUAUUUUAUCACAUACAUCCAAUAUGUGCUCCUUUUUCAGUUUGCGUUAGAGUUUA
Papaver somniferum (opium poppy) is the source of this 897-nucleotide messenger RNA. RefSeq names its product protein DMP4-like. The transcript has a single exon. Lineage: Eukaryota; Viridiplantae; Streptophyta; Magnoliopsida; Ranunculales; Papaveraceae. Gene Ontology annotation, biological process: endomembrane system organization. Bases 137 to 775 code for a protein of 212 amino acids. The record is from RefSeq and is a predicted model, not a curated record.